AUCCCACCCACGUUGCUUCCUAUUCGCCAUGAUCAUUGACUCCGGACCACAUUUCACAACCAUCAGAAUCCGGGCCUCGACAGUCUAGGGCACGUAUUAUCUCGAAUGUCCCAACGUUCAUCUACACGGCUCGAGAUUCCGCAUCCUAACGAACCAGGCUGUCAUAUAAUUGGAAUUCUAGAGCAGAUUUCUCGACCGGACGUGCAGAAUAAAAAAAUCGCCCUCAUCCUCCAUGGAAGCGCUGGACACAAGGAUUAUCUCUUUCUCAAGCGGUUGGCUAUGCGGUUACCUAUGGACUCGUUCCGGUUUGACUUUCGUGGCAAUCAUGAGACUCUCGGUAAAUGGAACCAGGGUGGCAUGGAAGGUGAUUUGGAGGACUUGCGAGCUGUCGUCGAGUACCUGAAGAAAACAUAUGGUUACGUUAUUGAUUUAAUUGUGGGGCAUUCAAGGGGAUCUCUGGUUGGCUUCCGCUGGAUGUGUGUUUCCGAAGAAGGGAGAAGCGUUUCCGGGUUCGUCAAUGCAUCUGCUCGAUAUAGAAUGAAGCUCAUAUAUGACUCACCCGGUGCUGUCCAAUGGCAAAAGACUUUUGCGGAGCAGGGUUUUCACGUAUGGACGCCGGUAGUUGCUCGAAAAACUGUCAAGUUCGAGAUCUAUCCCGAAGAUUUGGAGAGAUUUGCGAAUUGGGAUUCGUCACUUGUAUGGGAUCACUUUCCUGCGGCCACUGAUGUCCUCACUAUACAUGGACUGUCUGAUAAAGCUGUUCCCCCGUGAGCAACUCUGCACCCUUUCUUAACGACAUUCUCAUGACUGAUCAUAUACAUAACAUAUGUCCCUACUUUAAGGUACGACGCGAUCAUCUAUGCGCGCGCCCUCGGUGCGCGUUCACCUGGGACCCAUAAUCUACAUUAUGUCGAAGGUGCAGAUCAUAAUUUUUCCGGGCUUCAAGACGAAAUUGUCGAGGUCAUUCUGGACUGGUGGCAAAAGAAGAAUUCGAGCGCACCCACGACGGGAAUCUGGAUGACAGGAACCAAGGUCAAGCUGUGACUUUGCCCCGCGCCUCCCGACUGCUCCCCUCCCGACUGCGGUAGAUAUAUCAUUAAAUGUAAAUGAUCUACUCGGUAAUGUCGUUCAGCAACAAUCUUUUUGAAUGAUGACAACAUCUUGGCUUU
Molecule: messenger RNA, 1169 nt
Organism: Marasmius oreades (fairy-ring Marasmius)
Lineage: Eukaryota; Fungi; Basidiomycota; Agaricomycetes; Agaricales; Marasmiaceae
Exons: 6
Coding region: 106-771 (221 amino acids)
Source: RefSeq, a predicted model, not a curated record